CGUCGUAAAGUCCUUGACUUGAAAAACUAUAUAAAGUGAAACCGUCAACUCGCAGGACUUGAUAUUCAUUCAUUUUUAUAAAAUCCAAGAUGCAGACGCAAACAUUAGCUCUUUUCUUAGCAAUAUGCGUCUCUUGUAUUGCUGCUCAGCCAGCUGAUUUCUCUCAGAUGAAAACAUGUAAACGAGAGUCAAGUGAUUAUUCAUCAUGCAUGAGAUUAGCGUUUCAAGAAAAUUGGCCAACUAUUGUACGAGGAAUUCCAGUGAUUGAUUUACCGCAAUUAGAUCCGUUUAAUCUUGAUGUCAUGUCCACUGAUUACGAAUUCGGUGAAGUAACUGGUAAAAUAGUUGUGCGUAAUGUUAAAGCCUAUGGCUUAGCUAAAACUCGUUUCUUAGCAAUAAGAUCAAACUAUGAAGAUAAUCGUUACCAUCUUGAAAUCGAUUUGGAAAUCCCGAAAACAUUUGUAGAAGGAGAUUUCAAAUCAGAUGGUACUAUUGGGUCUUUUAAUGUUCUGGGAAAAGGUGAAUUUAAUGUAAGUAUGGAAGAUGUCUCAGGAACAAUGACUUUAGAAGGAGAAAUUAUUAAUGACAGAUGGGUACUUGAUAAAUUCAAUUUUAUGCCUGAAGUUGGAAAUAUGAAAGUUUGGGCAAGUGAUUUGUUUAACGGUAACAAAGAACUCACCAAAGCAGCACUUAGUUUUGCAAAUCAAUACUGGCAAAUUCUUUACCGUGGAAUGCUACCUCAUGCUGCUAAAUCUUGGAAUGCUUACAUGAUAAAUUUGUGCAACCGUAUUUUAUCAAACCUUUCAUUUUCAAAAUUAUUCCCUUGAAUUAUUUUUUAUUAAAUUUUUUUAAAAUUGGGAGAAAAAAAAUUAAUAGUAAUUUCUUAAACACUUAAAAAUUUCACAAUUAUAAUUUUUUUUUAAAUGCAUUAUAUUUAGUGGUUGUUUGUUGCGCUGGCGGAAGAAAUGAAAAAAUAAUGUCAAGGAUAAAUUUUAAGAAGAACGAACUUUUUUUGUUGUUACAAUGUUGUUAACGCUGUUCUAAGAUUUAGAAAGUGUCCAUUAUUAAGUUUUAGUUUUUAUUACAAUGAUUUAAUAUUGUGAAUGGAAAGUUCCACUCACUUUGCUAAUCAUUUAUUACUAUUGCUAAAAUAGCUGUGUAUAUAUUCAAACAAAUAA
Microplitis demolitor is the source of this 1178-nucleotide messenger RNA. RefSeq lists its product as uncharacterized. Bases 90 to 827 code for a protein of 245 amino acids. The transcript has 5 exons. The record is from RefSeq and is a predicted model, not a curated record. NCBI's taxonomy places the organism in Eukaryota, Metazoa, Arthropoda, Insecta, Hymenoptera, Braconidae.